AUGGGUAAAGUUAGAGGUAGAAGAGCUCAAAAAGAGCAGAAAUUGAAAGAGGCUCAAGCUGAACAUGAAAGUGAAGUCAAGAUCUAUGACGAAAGUCCUUCAGUAUCUGAAAAUAAAAUAGAUCAAGAGGCUGUAAAGGAACCAAAUACUUUUUUUGGUCUUGUUGAUACUACUGAAUUAGAUUAUUUCAAACAAGCUGAAGCUACAUUGAAUGCCAAUGCUUUCGAAUCAGAAGCUGAUAAAGCCGGGUUUGUUGCUAGUGUCUUGGAGGAAAGUAAAGGGAAAGAAUUAAAAUUAGUUACAAACCAAAUUUGUUCUAAAUUAGUGGAAAGAUUGAUUUUGAAUUGUACUGAUGAUCAAUUGAAACAGUUAUUUAAAGCUUUUAAUGGUCAUUUCUUGUCAUUAAUUUAUCACAAAUAUUCAUCCCAUUGUGUGGAGACAUUAUUAGUGAGGACUGCUGCAUUAAUUGAAAAAGAAUUGUUGAAUCCAACUUCAAAUUAUACAAAUGAUGAUGAAUAUGUUUCCAUGGAAAAUUUAUUUUUAUUUUUCUUGAAUGAAAUCAAACCAAACUUAAAAGAUAUGAUCAUUCAUCAAUAUGCAUCACAUACAUUAAGAUUAAUAAUAUUGAUCAUUGCAGGGAAAGAAUUACCAUCUACUACAGUGUCAAAUUCAACUUUACGUAGUAAGAAGAGUAAAAUUGCAAGAAAGAUGAUUGAAAUCAAAGAUAAUCAAGAUUUUGAUAAAGCAUUUCAAAUCCCAUCAUCUUUUAAAGAUGAGUUGAAAAAUUUAUUGGAUUCUAUAAGAUCUAAAUUGGAUCAAAGAACUGCUAGAGAAUAUGCUAUUCAUAAAGUUGCGUCACCUGUCUUACAAUUAUUAAUUCAAGUUGAAGGUAUUGUUGAUAGAGAUAGACAAUUUUGGCAUUUAGUGUUUUUAAAAGAUGAUGAGGAAAAAAACUCUUCAGAAGAAUCAUUUGUUGAAUAUUUAUUAUCAGAUCCUGUUGGUUCACAUUUUUUUGAAAAUACUAUUAAGGAUCAAAGAUUAAAAUAUGUUGAAAGGUUAUAUAAACUCUACAUGAGUGAACGAAUUUUGAAAUUAGCUAAAAGAGAUACAACAGGAAGUUAUGUUGUUCAAAUUUUAUUGAAAAAAUUGAAACAAAAUGAAGUAAGACAAAUCUUGGAUCAAUUAAUCCCAGAAAUGAGUAUAUUGAUGAAUAGUAAUUUAGAAAUGGGUAAAUCAAUUAUUGACGCAUCAACUUUACACAAAGAUUAUAAAAAACCAGUCAUUAUUGAAGAAUUGGUGAAGAAAUAUACACCUAAUGAAGAAUCAGAUAUUUUGGAAACAGUUUUACAAUUAUCAACUUCAACAUUAGGAAACACAAGAGAUGAUUGGCCAACUGCUGAAGAAAGAAGAAGAGCUUUAUUUUUAGAGAAAUUGAUGGAGUAUGAUUCAAGUUUUUUAAAUUUAACAGUUGAUAAUUUACUAUCAUUACCAAAAGAAAGAUUAAUUCAAAUGUGUUUGCAUGGUGUUUUUUCACAUGUUGUUGAAGAUGUUUUGAAGCCAGAAGAUGUUGAAAUCAUCAAGAGAAGAAGAUUGUUAAAUCAAUUUGUUGGUUCAAUUGUUGAAUUAUCUUGUAAUGCUUAUGGUUCACAUAUUGUUGAUAAAUUAUGGGAUUUCACUUUAAAAUUGAAUAAUUAUAAAGAAAGAAUUGCUCAAGAAUUGAUUGGUGAAAAGGAAAAAGUUAAAGAAAGUACAUAUGGUAGACAAGUUUGGAAGAAUUGGUCAAUGGAAUUAUUUGUUAGAAAAAGACAUGAUUGGACUUUUAAAGUUAAAGAACAAGAGUAUGAAAAAUUCCCACCAAAGAAACCAGAAUUACCAGCAGCUAAAUCAGAUAAUCAAUUUAAUGGGAAAAGAAAAUCUGAAGGUCAAGAAGAACCAUUCCAAAAGAAACAAAAAGUUAGAGGUCGUAAUCGUAAAUAG
Hansenula anomala is the source of this 1977-nucleotide messenger RNA. It is a transcript of the gene NOP9, whose product is annotated as RNA-binding RNA processing protein NOP9. The coding region runs from base 1 to 1977 and encodes 658 amino acids. The transcript has a single exon. Gene Ontology annotation, cellular component: preribosome, small subunit precursor; 90S preribosome; nucleolus. Gene Ontology annotation, molecular function: RNA binding. The record is from RefSeq and is a predicted model, not a curated record. Gene Ontology annotation, biological process: endonucleolytic cleavage to generate mature 5'-end of SSU-rRNA from (SSU-rRNA, 5.8S rRNA, LSU-rRNA); endonucleolytic cleavage in 5'-ETS of tricistronic rRNA transcript (SSU-rRNA, 5.8S rRNA, LSU-rRNA); ribosomal small subunit export from nucleus. Lineage: Eukaryota; Fungi; Ascomycota; Saccharomycetes; Phaffomycetales; Wickerhamomycetaceae.